This is a messenger RNA of Pseudovirgaria hyperparasitica, 1772 nucleotides long. RefSeq names its product TPR-like protein. Bases 278 to 1600 code for a protein of 440 amino acids. The record is from RefSeq and is a predicted model, not a curated record. NCBI's taxonomy places the organism in Eukaryota, Fungi, Ascomycota, Dothideomycetes, Acrospermales, Acrospermaceae. Gene Ontology annotation, molecular function: Hsp90 protein binding. The transcript is spliced from 2 exons.
UGGCCGAAAGGCUGGUCAAGGAAAGGAGCUGCUCUUCACGGCGGCGGCGACCUAGGUGCGUUUGCACUACAUACUACAACACAUGAGAUCCACAGACUAACUUCCCGUAGUUGGCGCAACUGAUGCCUACGAACAGGCCCUCAAGCUUGACGCCAACAAUGCCCAGGCCAAGUCUGGUCUUGAGGCCGUGAGACGGGCGAUUGAAGCAGAGGCAAGAGCUGACGGUCUGGGCGGUGACCCAAGCGGCGGCCUAGGCAACCUCUUCAACGACCCGAGCAUGAUGACCAAGCUUGCAAGCAAUCCCAAGACGAGUUCUCUGCUCGGCGACCAGGAUUUUAUGCGCAAGCUACAGAGACUGCAGUCAAACCCGAAUGCUAUAGGCGAGGCACUGCAAGAUCCGCGCAUGCUGCAGGUCAUGAGUGUUCUCCUCGGAAUCGAUAUGCAGAUGGGCAAUCCAGGUGCAGACGGUGGCGCUCAGGCUGGGCGUGCAACAGAGGCCGAAGAGGAUCUUCCAAUGCCGGAUGCCAGGCCGCCGCCGCCGCAGACACAAAAGGCACCAGAACCUGAGCCAGUAGAAGAAGAAAUGGAAGACGAGGAUGCUGUUGCGAGGCGCGAGGCCAAGGCCAAGGCUGACGAAGAGAAGAAGCUUGGUACUGACGCCUACAAGAAGCGACAGUUUGACACGGCCAUCGAGCAUUACAACAAAGCAUGGGAGAUUCACCAAGACAUUACCUACCUCACCAACCUCAGCGCCGCAAAGUUCGAGAAGGGAGACUACCAAGGCGCGAUUGAGGCGUGCCAGAAAGCCGUCGAUCACGGACGUGAGGUAUUCGCAGACUUUAAGAUUAUUGCAAAGGCCUUUGGACGUAUGGGCUCGGCGUACGAGAAACUCGGUGACAUGGCAAACGCAGUCGAAUACUACAACCGCUCCCUGACCGAGCACCGCACCCCGGAUGUCCUCAACAAGCUGCGCGCUGCGGAAAAAGCCAAGAUCAAGGCCGAGAAGGACGCCUACAUCGACCCGGCCAAGGCAGAGGAGGCCCGCGAGCUCGGCAACGCCAAGUUCAAGGAGAGCGACUGGCCCGCCGCGGUCGAGGCCUACAGCGAGAUGAUCAAGCGCGCCCCCACCGAUCCGCGCGGAUACUCGAACCGCGCCGCCUGCUUCAUCAAACUGCUCACCUUCCCCUCGGCAGUGCAGGACUGCGACGAGGCCAUCAAGCAGGACCCCGCCUUUGUCCGCGCCUACAUCCGCAAGGCCCAGGCGUACUUUGGCAUGCGCGAGUACAACAAGUGCGUCGACGCCUGUGCCGAAGCCACAGCAGCCGACAAGGACGGCAAAAACACGCGCGAGAUCCAGCAGCAGGAGCAGAAGGCGCUCAUGGCGCAGUACAGCGCGCGCGAGGGCGAGAGCGAGCAGGAGACGAUGGAGCGGAUACAGAGGGAUCCCGAGAUUGUCCAGAUCCUGCAGGAUCCCGUCAUGCAGAGCAUUCUGCAGCAGGCCAAGGACAACCCGGCCGCGCUGCAGGAGCACAUGAAGAGUCCGCACAUUGCGCGGAACGUGCAGAAGCUGGUUGCUGCCGGCGUGAUUCGGACGCGGUAGACGAUGCUUGACGGGGUUUGCGUGACGAGAUGGAAUGGGGAGGAAAGGAAGGAAAGGGAAAGGGAAAGGGAAAGGGAAAGGGAAAGGGAAAGGGAAAGGGAAAGGGAAAGGGAAGAGGGAAAGGGGAAAGGGGAAAGAAAAUAAAGUACGAGCCUGGGUCUGUGAGAGAGGG